This is a messenger RNA of Penicilliopsis zonata CBS 506.65, 480 nucleotides long. RefSeq lists its product as hypothetical. The record is from RefSeq and is a predicted model, not a curated record. The transcript has 3 exons. Bases 1 to 480 code for a protein of 159 amino acids. Lineage: Eukaryota; Fungi; Ascomycota; Eurotiomycetes; Eurotiales; Aspergillaceae.
AUGCAGUGUGCUGCCAUCUAUGUAUGUUUCGGCUUGGCAUAUAAGAUCCUUGCUCUCGCCUUCAUCUCUCCUUCUCAUCUCCAGUAUCCCUCACCCCCCGCCCUGCAAAAUGGAGUCUUCUGGCUCCUCAUCCACGUUGUCCUCGCCCCCCUCCUCCAUGGAGUUCAGUUCUGUGAGUGGCUCGCGAGGGGGAUCCUGGUGUCUGCGAGCCUGACUAACUCUUCUAGCCCUCGCCUGCGCCCACCUCUUCUCGCGCGGCGCGUGCUGCCGCCUGCAACUGCCGACAGUUACGCGGAAGAAAACCAGUCUCCAAAGAAACACUUCUUACCAAAACAACAAGUUUUCGGCACGACGACCCUGAAUUAUAACAACCUGGCUACUGCCAUAGCCUUGAAUGCGACGGGUCUGGCUCACUGGAACCGGCGCCGUUUUGAGCCUUUGGACAGGGUGAUCAUGGUCUUACCUUACCGAGCAAACUAA